Molecule: messenger RNA, 1030 nt
Organism: Carcharodon carcharias (great white shark)
Lineage: Eukaryota; Metazoa; Chordata; Chondrichthyes; Lamniformes; Lamnidae
Gene: lbx2
Product: ladybird homeobox 2
Exons: 2
Coding region: 1-804 (267 amino acids)
Biological process (GO): regulation of DNA-templated transcription
Molecular function (GO): DNA-binding transcription factor activity, RNA polymerase II-specific; DNA binding
Source: RefSeq, a predicted model, not a curated record
AUGACGUCUGGGGUAAAUUUGAAAUCCAACCCGGCUUUGCCGCCCCGGAGCGAAGAGCGAAGACGGCGCAGCCCGCUCGACCACUUCCCACCUCCAGCGAACUCCAACAAGCCCCUCACCCCUUUCAGCAUCGAGGAUAUCCUGAGCAAGCCCUCGGUGAAAAAAAAUUCUCAUCUCUGCUCAUCCAGCCACUCGGGGACGGCGGACAAAGCACCCGGGCCCGGCGCUGCCAGGAACGGGCUGCCCUCUCAAACCUCGCCGCUCUGCGCUCUGGAGGAACUCGCCAGCAAAACUUUUAAGGGUCUGGAAUUGAGUGUGAUCCAGGCGGCCGAAGGCCGGGAUCAUGUCACAACGUUUGGCCAAAGACAGACCUCGAAAAAGAGACGGAAGUCCCGCACCGCCUUCACGAACCAUCAGAUUUACGAGCUGGAGAAGAGGUUCCUCUAUCAGAAGUACUUGUCUCCCGCCGACAGGGAUCAAAUUGCCCAGCAGCUGGGGCUGACAAACGCGCAGGUGAUAACGUGGUUCCAGAACAGAAGGGCCAAGCUGAAGCGGGACCUGGAGGAGAUGAAAGCCGACGUGGAGUCCCUGAAAAAGCUGCCGCCCCAGCAGCUGGAGAAGCUGGUGCACAUGGAGGUGUUCCCGGAGGACGGGGCCGGCUCCAAGUGCGAGAGCUCGGACCUUUCCCCCAAACUGUCCCCGGUGUCUGGACUCGGGCCCUUUCCCAGCUCGCCCCAGUGCUCCUCCAGAGAUCAGACUACUGACGAGUUCUCUGAAGACGAGGAAAUAGAAGUAGACGAUUGAAUGAGAUCAGAUGAAUCUAUAUUUAAAUACACAUAUAUAUCUAAAAGAGUGAGAAACGGGGUAACCCUCUAAAACAAUACAGGGAACAAACUCUGCCAAUGAAUGGGAGGAAGACAGACAUGGAAUUAACUGCUCCAAACUUCUAAAAAAAAACCAAUGACUUCAUGUCCUUUUUAAAACUUUUUAAAGUGCAAAUUAACGUUGGGAACUCUGCACGUUCUUGAAU